Pyrgilauda ruficollis (rufous-necked snowfinch) is the source of this 1507-nucleotide messenger RNA. RefSeq names its product dopamine receptor D5 (gene DRD5). Gene Ontology annotation, biological process: adenylate cyclase-activating adrenergic receptor signaling pathway. The record is from RefSeq and is a predicted model, not a curated record. Gene Ontology annotation, molecular function: dopamine neurotransmitter receptor activity; G protein-coupled receptor activity. Gene Ontology annotation, cellular component: plasma membrane. The transcript has a single exon. NCBI's taxonomy places the organism in Eukaryota, Metazoa, Chordata, Aves, Passeriformes, Passeridae. Bases 1 to 1458 code for a protein of 485 amino acids.
AUGCUGCGGGGUGGCCGGAGCCCACUGCCCCCGGCGACGGGGCCCCCCGGCGAGGCGCGGGGCUCGGCGGGCGCCCCCGGCGCAGCGCAGGUGGUGGCGGGCAGCCUGCUGGCGCUGCUCAUCCUCUGGACUCUCUUCGGGAACGUGCUCGUGUGUGCGGCCAUCGUCCGCUACCGGCACCUGCGGAGCAAGGUUACCAACAUCUUCAUCGUGUCCCUGGCUGUCUCGGACCUGCUGGUGGCCCUGCUGGUCAUGCCCUGGAAGGCGGUGGCAGAGGUAGCUGGGUACUGGCCCUUUGGGGCUUUCUGCAACGUCUGGGUGGCCUUUGAUAUCAUGUGCUCCACGGCCUCCAUUCUCAACCUGUGUGUGAUCAGUGUGGACAGGUACUGGGCUAUCUCCAGCCCUUUCCGCUACGAGAGGAAGAUGACCCAGCGGUUGGCUCUGGUGAUGAUCAGCGUGGCAUGGGCGCUGUCUGUGCUCAUCUCCUUCAUCCCUGUCCAGCUCAACUGGCACAAAGGUGGGGAUGUUGUUGCUGAUGCUGAUAUUGGAGAUGGAUUUGGCACUGCCUGGGCAGCAGCAGGUGCUGUCACCACCUGGGCAGAAGAUAUGAGUACCACAUGGGUGGCAUUAGCGGCAGUGAGACCCUCUGAUGGGACCUCUGGCAGCAAUGAUACCCUCACUGGACCAUCGGAGAGCUGUGACUCCAGCCUCAACAGGACUUAUGCUAUUUCCUCCUCCUUGAUCAGUUUUUAUAUCCCGGUGGCUAUCAUGAUAGUUACCUACACCCGAAUCUACCGCAUUGCCCAGGUGCAGAUUCGUCGUAUCUCUUCCUUGGAGAGGGCAGCCGAGCAUGCACAGAGCUGCCGGAGCAGCCACAUUGACUGCCACCAUCACACAAGCCUCAAGUCCUCCAUCAGGAAAGAAACCAAGGUGUUAAAGACGCUCUCUGUCAUCAUGGGUGUCUUUGUGUGUUGCUGGUUGCCGUUCUUCAUCCUGAACUGCAUGGUUCCCUUCUGCGAGAGCCCACCCAGUGACCCCCACGCUGGCCUGCCCUGCGUCAGUGAGACCACCUUUAAUAUCUUUGUCUGGUUUGGUUGGGCUAACUCUUCUCUUAACCCCAUCAUCUAUGCCUUCAAUGCUGACUUUAGAAAGGUUUUCUCCAACCUCCUGGGAUGUGGUCAUUUUUGCUCUGGUACUGCAGUGGAGACUGUUAAUAUAAGCAAUGAGCUUAUCUCUUACAACCAGGACACCCUUUACCAUAAGGAGAUAGUGACUGCUUAUGUUAACAUGAUCCCAAAUGUGGUUGACUGUGAGGAAAAUCGCGAGGACCCUUUUGACAGGAUGUCCCAGAUCUCCCCUGACCAUGAGGUUGCCACUGACUCUGCCUGUGAGCUGGACUGUGAGGGGGAGAUUUCGCUAGGCAAGAUAACACCUUUCACUCCAAAUGGUUUACAUUAAAUUGUGUCCCAGUCUGGUCAGUUCUUCUUGGAAUAUAAAAGAAAAUAUU